AUGGAGGGUGAUUUGGAAGAAAGUAACCCAAAAACAAAUGAUAGUUCAAGCGAAGAACAAGCUGUAGAGAAAGCUAAAGAGGAGGACGUUGAAGUGACUGAGUCAACUGAAAAUUCGAACGAAGAAGAGGACACUAAAGCUUCGACGAGAGAUGAAAAACCCGUGGAAGAAAAAGAGGUGAUAGUAAGUGAUGCGAAAGAGGCGAACGUCGAUGAGGUCGAGGAAAUCGCAAAGCCAGAUUCAGAUGAACGAACUUCAGAGGCUGAAGGGAAUGUGGAGAGUGAGGCGGCUGUUGAUGAACAGCCACUCGGAUGGGAUGCAGGUGCUGAACAGGUCAAAGAAAUGGGAUGGGGUGAAUUGCCGCCUGAAAGCAAAGAAGCGCAAGCUGCCACUGAUAAUGGCGCGGCGUCAUGGACGAAUUCAGGUGAACAUUCAGCUGAAAAGCCAACGGAACAGGAGACGAAACCAGAAACAAAUGUGACGGUUGCUACAACGGCACCGUCUGCGAACACCAAUCCUGCUCCAUCUCGGGGCAAGGGUGGUCGUCGUGCGAAUGCACGCAAACCCAAAUACACUGAUGUUACUGAUCAACUUGGAUUUAGCGAAGAUUUUUGUGACGAUUUUUUGAAGAAUUGCGGUGGAACUGCGAAACAGUCGUUUUUUUGUGUUGAUUUGUUGUCGUUGCAGCAGUGCUCAUCACAAUCAUCGUCAUAUGGCAGGCAGUUCUCUUAA
Anisakis simplex (herring worm) is the source of this 732-nucleotide messenger RNA. The record is from the annotation of a GenBank genome assembly. NCBI's taxonomy places the organism in Eukaryota, Metazoa, Nematoda, Chromadorea, Rhabditida, Anisakidae.